Molecule: messenger RNA, 2561 nt
Organism: Harpia harpyja (harpy eagle)
Lineage: Eukaryota; Metazoa; Chordata; Aves; Accipitriformes; Accipitridae
Product: keratin, type II cytoskeletal 4-like
Exons: 9
Coding region: 33-1805 (590 amino acids)
Biological process (GO): keratinization; intermediate filament organization
Cellular component (GO): keratin filament
Molecular function (GO): structural constituent of skin epidermis
Source: RefSeq, a predicted model, not a curated record
CUUCACUCUUUGACUGCUGGGGACCCGUCACCAUGUCUCGCCAGUCCUGUGGUCUCGGCAAGAGAUUCAGCUCCAGCUCCGCUUGCUUCGGAGGGAGGAACAAGGUCACGUUCAGCUCUGCGUCCCAUGGAGGAUGCUGGGGACCUGGCAAUGCCGGUGGCUUCAGCAGCAGGAGCCUCUAUUGCUUGGGAGGGAGUAAAAGUACCUCUCUGGGAGGGUUCGGUGGAGGUGGUGGUGUCUACAGAGGUUUUGGGGCUGGCGGCCAAGGAGGCUUUGGCUACGGCUGCGGUGCUGGGGCAGGAUUUGGUGGUGGCUAUGGUGGUGGGGCUGGAGGUGGCUUCAGUGGAGGCUUUGGUGGUGCUUUUGGUGGCUUUGGUGGAGGAUUUGAUGGCGGGAUGGGAGGCCAAGGCUUUUUCCCUUGCCCACCGGGCGGCAUCAGGGAAGUGACCAUCAACCAGAGCCUGCUGGCCCCACUCAACCUUGAAAUCGACCCUGAGAUCCAGAAGGUGCGAACACAAGAGCGGGAGGAGAUGAAGAAGCUUAACAACAAAUUCGCUUCCUUCAUUGACAAGGUCCGGUUCCUAGAGCAGCAGAACCGAGUCCUGGAGACCAAGUGGAAACUCCUGCAGGAGCAGGGUGGCACAGGGACGGGUGGCAGAAACUUCAGCCCCUUUUUUGAAACCUACAUCAGCGGGCUGAGGAAGCAGCUGGACAGCCUCUCAAGUGAGAAGCUUCAGCUGGAGUCAGAGCUGAAGAGCUUCCAAGAUAUGGUGGAAGACUUCAAGACCAAGUACGAAGAGGAAAUAAACAAAAGGACAACUGCGGAGAACGAUUUUGUGCUCCUAAAAAAGGAUGUGGAUACAGCCUAUAUGACCAAGGUGGAACUUCAGGCAAAAUUAGAUUCUCUGGCAGAUGAGAUUAACUUCUUGAGGUGUCUUUACGAAGCGGAGCUGUCUGAGAUGCAGAAGACCGUUUCCGACACCUCUGUGGUUGUCUCUAUGGACAAUAACCGAAACCUGGACCUGGACAGCAUCAUCGCAGAGGUCAAAGCCCAAUACGAGGAGAUUGCCAACAGGAGCCGCGUGGAGGCUGAGACUUGGUACCGAUGCAAGUAUGAAGAGCUGCAGAUUACCGUGGGCAAACAUGGAGACAGCCUUAAGGACACAAAGAUCGAGAUCUCUGAGCUCAACCGCAUGAUCCAGAGGAUAAGGGCUGAGAUCGAGAGUGUGAAGAAACAGUGUGAAACUCUGCAGAGCUCUAUUGCGGAUGCCGAGCAGCGCGGGGAGCUGGCCCUCAAGGAUGCCAGGGCCAAACUGACUGAGCUGGAGUCAGCCCUGCAGAAGGCGAAGCAGGACCUGGCCCAGCAGCUCCGCGAGUACCAGGAGCUCAUGAACGUCAAGCUGGCCCUGGACGUUGAGAUCGCGACCUACAGAAAGCUGCUGGAGGGCGAGGAGAGCAGGAUGUCUGGAGAGUGUCAGAGCACCGUGAGCAUCUCUGUGGUGGGAGGCAGCAUGAGCUCUGUGGUAGGUGGAUACAGCAGCGGACUGUGCCUUGGAGGAGGAGGAGGAAUCGGAUUCGGUGCUGGAAGUGGGAGAGGCAGCUGUAACACAGGUGGUGUUGGCUUCUCCUGCAGCCUAGGAGGGGGCGGAUUUGGCUCCGGGGCAGGAUUUGGUGCAGGGGGGGGAUUUGGCUCCGGAGGGAAAGGAUUCUGCUCCGUGGGCGGAGGGUGUAAGUCAGUGGUGGUGGGGUCUGGCACCACCCCGAAGAAGAGCACCAGCUCUGUGUCUGUCAACCAGAGGGUCUAGGAAAGCAAGCUAUCUCCCCCAUCCCCAGCACCCAAAGGAGAAAGGAAGAAAAUUUGAUGAUGGCCACCACCACCCCUUCAUUGCCAAAGUGAUGGCCAUCUAUUUCAUUUUAAACCGCCACCAUCCUUCAGAAACUGGAUGGAAAAGUAAAAUAUGGCUAUAUUCGCCAGCUAAUGACUGAGAUUCUCAACAGUGUUCGAGAACAGCUUGCUUCCCCAGCGGUCCCCUCGAGACACUGCAAAGCUGCUUGUUACCAGGGUACUGAGGACUCAUUUGGAAGCAUGACCUGCCCGUUCACUGGAAAGCCCCAAACACGGCUGGGAUAACGCUAUAAAGCAGCGUGGUCCAAGUCAGAGGCAUCCUACCAGCUGCGGGUGGAGGGGACUGGUCCCUGUGCUGCUCAGACAACUGGUGUCCCGUGAAGCCUGCAGAAAGGCUUGACUUCUUUCAAGAUCUUGUGCUGGAUCCAGAUGUGGUGCAAUUUUAAUCGGUGCUACUCAUCAGCCAGGGCUCGAACUCCAAAACAAGAAUUUCCUAAUGGUGACUAGUCCCAGCUGAAGACAUUUCUUACCCCGCUGCAGUUUGGUUUUUUUAUUUCUAAGCAAGAUACUGGUGGUCUCACUGUGUUCUUUAGAAGCUGUUGUAAAACGUUUAGUUUUGCUCAGGGUUUACCUUUUCAUUGUGAUCAUGAGAACAAUUGUGCUUGUUUGCUUAAGCCUUUCUCCUUUGGCAUGUGGCAUACCCUAAUAAACACCA